CUUUUUUGGAAGCAAUACUUCACGUUUAGUUAGGAUUACAUUGUUUGGUCAUUAUAUAUAAGAUAUAUGUAAAACAUAUCUGAGCAUAACUCAGAAAAAAAUCACAAAAUAUCGAAAUGUGUUCUAAUGGCGAAGUUUUUCCUUGUGCUUUUUCUUACUUCCUGGUUGCAACAUAUUUUUCCUCAGUCUACCAAACUCACCGACAAUGUUGAGAUUUGAUUUUGGCACGAAGAUUACGCCAAAUCGCUCAUAUGGAUUGGCAACAUUUUCCUUGGAAUAGAGAAAUUAAGUGUCGAAAUGUCAAUGGAAGACAGAGAUGGUCUGCAAAAGUCCAGAGAAAUAGAGACAAACUGAUUUUAUACAUUUCCAACCAUGGAAAUCGAUAAUGGUGCCGUGAGAGAAGGUGUGUUGGUACCUGUGCUACCAGGUUCGAAAAACUUCGACAACAGCAUUCGGCCUCCACUGCAAAACUCGUACAUGUACAAGGAGUCUAAGCAGUCUUUCAGAUACAACUCUGCUUUCUUGAUAAACAAUGCUACUCUGCAGGAACGGUAUGCGGCUUUCCGAACAAAGAGGAGAGACAUGGGAUACUCAGAGGAAGAAAUGGAGGAGUCCUAUGGCUUCUUGCUGUUUGACGACGAAAAUAAGGCAAAUAAAGUGGGAGAAACUGGUGUUGUCCCUGGACACAGCACAUGUACCACACUUGGAGAUCCUUCAAAGGGUGUGUACGUGUCCAAGUACUCGGACUGCCUGGACUUAAACCGCUGGUACCACGGGAAGUCUGGGUACAUCGCCAUCAUCAAGCUCACCAAGGGCAGGGUCAGAGAGGUGACUGAGAACUACACAGUAAACUACACCUCUCCCUCUAAUGAGUUUGACUGUCAUGUAUCAGAGCAGCUCAGUUCUGUGUCAGCCAACACCAGCUCCUUCCUGGCCUUCGAGAGAACACAGUACUACAUGUAUGAGCUGCCUGUUGGAGGGGCAGUUCAGCCUCCCAGCCAUGUCUGCCCAUUCGCUAUCGUGGCUUUCUCCUAUUGGGAUACCAAGACAUCCGCAUCAGAGGAGCAGGAGAAAAGUGAGGAAGAAAAAACAGUCUUUCACUACUAUCCGUGGAGGGGCCAGCUCCAAAUCAGCUCUCAGAUCUACCAUGUGGGUCUGAAGUCCAGCACAGGACCCCUAAUCCCAGCUAAACUUCCAACAAUGAUGUCAGUUGACGGAGCAAUUCAAAUGUCAGAUCUGAGGCAGAAAUUACCGAAGGCUAUAUUUGAAACCUGCUUCUCCGGUGAAGUGUCUCUGGAAGGAAUGGGUUGCAGUCUGUAUGAGCUUGCACCCAGUGAGGCUGAAGACACCUCUCUCUCUCAGCUCACACAGGACCUCAAGGAGAAAGACCUGGCCCUCACAAUACAACUGAAUGAUAAUGGUUUUCUUAUACUGUUACAUUCAUCUCACUUCCUCACAUAUGAAGAUACUGGGUCCAGUAAGCCAGAGGUAUUGCAGGGGAUGUUUGUGUUUCCAGACUCCAGAGCUAUACACAGAGACACCAAGGUCUGCUGGAAGAAGCCCUUCCUCUCACCAGAGUGCCUCCAGGUGGUGCCGGCACUGAACUAUGCAGAGACAGAGGUGGAAAAGUGCCUCCCUUCACCAAGUGGGGAGCUAUGUGGUUUACUAGAGCAGCAUAUCCAGAGCUACGCUUCCCUCAUCCACCCUGGGCUUACCAUCAGUCCAUCCAGGGAGGCCAGCAUCUUCCCAGAUCAGUUUGAUGUUCCCGACGCCCUCAAAUACCUCUACUCCGCCCCCAAGUGGACUGAGAUGGGAUGGAGACGUCUCAAAUCUUAUUUCCACCAGCCAGGCUCCUUUGAGCUGUCGGUGUCCAGAGCCACGGAGCUUCUGGUGGCAGGGCGAGAGGAGCGAGGAGAUGAGCCGGAUGAUGAUGUCUACUACUGUCUGUCAUCUCCAGAGGGGUCCCCCAUGAGUCCUGCUAGUCUGGGUGGCCCAGAGGAGCAGCAGUCAGGGGGAAAGGCCCCAGGAGACACAGCUGACACAGCAGCAGACUUUAGUAAAGCACUUGUAGUGUCAAUGGAGGACUUUGAGAAACCUGGUAAGACUAUGGAAGACAGUAAUGCAUCAGACAAAGCAGUAAAGGAAGGGAAUAACUUGCUUUCGAAGGAAGUUCAAGAAAGGUUGCCCUCGGAUCUUAGCAAGCCUCUAAUCCCUGCAGACGAUUUUGGGAAACCUGGCUUGAACAAGGCACACAGUAAUGCACCAGGGAUAACUUUGCCUCCAAAAGAGGUGCAGGAGGAGCUCCACUCUGAUCUUUCUCAGCCUUCUGUGUCGGCAGAUGGCUCUGAAAAACCUGGGAAGACCAAGGCUGACUGUAAUGCACCAGGGGUAAGAACAGAGGAUGAAGGGACAAGUUUGAUCCCAGAGGAGGUUGAAGUUGAUGUACAAGAAAAGGUGCAUUCCAAUCUUUUACAGCCUGCAGUCUCUGCAGAGGACUUGGGGAGAGCUGACCUGGCAGCAUUGGGCAAGGCAGACUGCAACGCUCCAGAGGUAGGAGUAGCGAAUGAAGAGACUAACUUGUACCUGAAGGAGGUGCAAAAGGAUAUGCCCUCUGGUGUUUCACAGCCUCCAGUCUCAGCAGAGGUCUUGAGGAAACCUAGUCCGGCCCUGGCGACCAAGCCCAACAGCAAGGCACCAGCGGCAGGCGUAGAGGAUAAUGUGAGAACUUUGCCUCAGAAGGAGGUGCAAGAGGAGGUUCCCUCUGAUCUUUCCCAGCUUGAAGUGUCGGCAAAGGCUUUUGGGAUAGCCAGUAUGAGAGUGAUGAAAAAGGCCACAGAGGUGACAGAGGUUUCAACCUCACCUGCAUCAGGUAACCUCCCAACAGUGUUAGUCAUCACUGCCACUGAAAGAACUGCAACCGUUUUACCUCACAAUGAGAACCUUGACUUGAUCAACACAGAGUCCACCACAAAUAACUCCUCCAGUUUGCCUUGCGCCAAAGUACAGGAUAAGGGCGGAAGUGCUCUCAAUGGGCAACGUGGCAAGGCCAAUCAGCCUUCAAAACCCACAGAGGUCAGUCAUUCCUCUAUAUCUGAUUGGAGGAAACGGCCAAGGAAACGUCAUAGAUUUAGCGGAUUGGGUAAAAGGAUCUUGAGGUCUACAGUGGCUGACUUUGAAGAGAAAGAAAAAGAGGACAUGGAAAGUAUGGAUUCAAGUGAAGUCUACCUAUUGAAAAAGAGGAAGGAACGGAUGGAUUUAAUUCAAGUUAACCCAUUGCAAAAGGAGGAAAGGAUGGAUGUAACCCAAGUUCACCCAUUGAAAAUGCCAAGAGAACUGAUGAAUUUGAUCCAAGAUCCCCCAUUGAAAAAGAAGGAAAAGGUGGAUGUGACCCAAGUUCACCCAUUGAAAAUGCCAAGAGAACUGAUGAAUUUGAUCCAAGAUCCCCCAUUGAAAAAGAAGGAAAAGGUGGAUGUGACCCAAGUUCACCCAUUGAAAAUGCCAAGAGAAUUGAGGAAUUUGAUCCAAGAUCCUCCAUUGAAAAUGAAAAGCAAGGAUUUAAUCCACUAUCACCCAUUGAGAAAUAAAGAAAGUAUGGAUUUGAUUCAUGACGACCAUCCAUUGAAAAAGAAGACAGAACGGUGGGACUUGAAGGCAAUCAUCUCCGAAUGUGGUAGAAUUUUUGUCCCUCACGGUUCAGAAGUUAUCGCCAAGGAUAUAGAAUCAUUGAAAAUUAAGGGGAAAGUGUUAGAUCACAAACAAUGUGCUGACGAGAUGAUGGUUGAAGCUUGUAUCAAAGUCCCCCAACCCAUAGAAACAGGAGAUGGACCUAACCUAGAGUUGAACAAGUCAGAUGAGAACAAAGAUUUGCCCAUAGGGAUGUUAGACAGUAAAGACAGUCUGCAUGAGGUCAAAAUGGCUGAUGUAGGCAAGAUGGCCUCUCUGAAUCCCUCAGAACUGGUCCUGAACAAAGACACGGAUUCUCCUUCCUCAGGAAAACACAAAAAGAAGCGUCAAUAUGUCGCAAUAUCCCUCAGUCAACUAAAGACAGUUCUUUCAAGAGGGGGAAAGAGGAAUACAUCCAUCAAUCCUGCUCCAGAAGAUCAAACAUCACCCUUGAACAAGAAAAGCAAGGCUGAUACUCCUGGCAUGGAUAAAAUGGAAAAUGAUAAUAUCAACAAAACCAACCAGGACAGAACCACAGGUGCUGUUGAAGUUGCAAAGGAACAGACAUUUGGCCUAGACCCAAAGUUUGCACUAGCAUUAGGCUUGACUCCUACGGAGUUGCAUAAUGACGCACACAAAUCUCCAGAAAAAAGUGAUAUUCCGUUAAAGAAAGAUAUUCAGGACAGACUAGACCUGGUCCCACCUCAAGCCACAUCUGACCAAACAUCUGAGGUUUUGCCUAGCUCACCUUCAACAACAAUCAUCUUGGCGAGUCAGAGGAGACCAUUCAAAAAGAAACACGAGCAUGCAGACUCCAUUAGGAAAAAAUGGUGGUUGCAUUAUCGCUCACCAGCUUCUUUAGAAAGUGAGAAAGUAGCUAUAUCCUCCCAAAUAGUGACACUUGACCCGGAUGUCAGCCGUGUUGUCAGUAGUGGUAGCACCUGCGAAUGUGCCAGCACUGUAUCAUGCCCACCUGCAGAUUCUCUGACCCUAUUGGUUAAUUUGGCUCGCAGUACCAGUAAUGACAAAGUACUGGAACAACAGUCAGACCCAAAGGCUCUUGAGAAACAAGAUGACCACCCAAGUUUGGUGAUAAGUGACAACAGUGUCAAAGAUGGCGUCUCUCCUCACGAUCCAGAUGGUGAGCCAGAGUUUGUCCUUCCUGCUCUGCUGAAGCACCCUUCUGCUGCUAGGCUUAAACUCCUCCCUCAGUCUCCGUCACCCAAGGGGCUGGUAGUGGGGAGUGGGGAGCGGGUUGUGUUAGUCUCACACGAACAUUCAUACUCACUGCCGCCAUCCUCUCUACUAUUGGGUUUGUCAGGUUCAAUCCUUCAAGUCCCAAUUUCGGAGGGACUUCUGCAGCAUCGCAAGGAUAUCUUUGCUGACGGAUCUCAAACACUACGGGCCUUCCUGUGUCAGCAGAAGGACCAGAACAGGAAGGAACCCGGAUUGGCUCCGGAAUCCCUGAGCAAAGGAAUCGGGUGCAAGCAGAAGUUCCAUCGCUUCCGGCGGUUCAUUGAAAAAGAUGGCUCAGUUCAAGUGACAAGGCUGUGGAAGGAAAACUACAACUUUAAUUCAGACAGCAAGUUUACCAACGACCCUAAGGAUAAAACAGUUAUUAGAGCCCUACAUGGCCCAUGGGAUUUUGACAUUAAGGACACAAAGGAACAGGUUCAGCUCAUUAUCCACAUGUGGAUAGGUCUUUUCUACAGCAGGUCCACUGCGAGGUUCUGCCAGGCAGACUCAACUCUAACAUGUUUGGAAAAAAAGGAUUCUACAGAAGUGGCUCAUGGAACGGUACCAGCCCAGGUUCCACCUGAGACCAAGACAAGUUCCCCUGCUUAUAUAGCCCUCUCCAGGAUACCAGAACCUGAAGUUUUGGACCUUAGUAACAUGGGUAAAAAAGAAGCACAACCAUUAAGCCUGGAAGCUGAGGUAUUGGACCUUUCAAUGAAAACAACCUCAACUGUGCUAGUCUCUCUAGACACAGAGUCUAAGCAGAGAAUAGAUUGUAAAAAUCAUCCAUUAUACCGAAAAGCAACUACUGGCCUGCACAAGGAAACCAUCUCUUGUCCGAAACAAAGUACAGGUGUUGAGUUAAAGGUUUACAGAGACCGUGUGGACAGCAUGAUGUCAGAAAAAUCAAGUGACCUGGGUGAUGAUGAAGACUAUGAAACCAACAACCAUGAGAAUGACAGCAAGGGUACCCUCCAAAAUGGUGUGUCCCCUUACGAAAGAACUUUGGAAAGUGAUCGAUCGUACAUACUUCUGUGUGAACAGGCAGCAAGUGUGUACAUUCAUCAAGAAAAGCUCCUGGAGACUGAAACUGCUCAGGUUUUGGAGGGCAACAACAAAAAGCUUGUCCAAAAGGAGGAGGAGAUGACGGGUGAUGGAGAACCAAAUGCAGCGUGUCUUAAAACCAUGGGCUCUAAAGAUGUCAAUAAGGAGCAACAACUUAAAGAUAACGAUUCAGUCAAAACAAUGCCAUACACAGAAGUGCAGAUGGAUGGUGAUGCUGCCUAUAUGGCUGACACAGUUGAGAGUAAUGCAAAUGAAGCCAGGGAUGGGGCUCACGUUGUCAUCUGGGAUGGCAGUGAGUCAAAAGAGGAGAUGCACAAAGUAGAUCACAACGUGAAGGAUUCUGUUGAAGCUGCAAAACCAGAAGCGGUGCAUGCUGGGAAAGAUACCACAAACAAGGAAAUCACUAAAGCACAAACUGCUGUGCAUGUUGGGAAGGAUUUCAUUGAUAAAGAUAAGGCACUCAAAGCAGUGCACAGUGAAAAUGUUCCCAGAGAUUAUGGAAACACCAAAGACCAGGUGCAAACUGCAAUGCAGGAUGGGAAUGAUACUAGAGAUGAGACCCUACCAGCGAUGAUUUGUGGAGAAGAUUCAGGAGAUAAAGCACCACCUGUGGUGUGUGAUGGGAAUACGUCUGUGGCUGAGGCACUACCAGAGAUAUCACAUACUGACAUUGAUUCCCAUAAAGCAACACUGUCAGUGGUGCAUGGUGGAAAUGAUCCGAGAGAUACGACACUACCUGUGAAAUGUAAUGGCAAGCUGUACAUAGACGUAGAACCCACUGUAGUGCAUGAUAUAAAUGGUUCCACGGAUGAGGAACUACCAAUGGGGCAGGGUGGGGAUGUUUCUGCUGGGACUAGCAGAGUACUGCCAGAAAUGCAUGCUGAGAUUAAAUGUAAAGAUGAUGAACUGCCCACGCAAGUAUUUCCAGUAUGCGAUGGGAAUAAGCCUUUUGUAGGCGAGUUUCACACACUCAUUCAGCCCAAUAAUGUUUUAGGAGUGGCUAAAAAUGAAAUAGAUGAGGCUGAUGUAGAAACUAAAGAACAGGAAAAAGAAUUGAUGCAGGGUCAGAGUAAAUCUGAUGAUGUCACAACUCAAAGUUCCACAACAUUCCCGCCAGGGUCCCAACAUUCUCAAGACGAGACAUUAGAAAGACUGACAGGUCAGGUGGAAAUACCACCGAUUCCCAGGGAAGACAUCGCACACACAGAUGUUCUACAUUCAAUAGGUGAGGCAUCAGAGAUGGCCCAAGGUCAGGUAGAAAUUCCAUUUAUUGGAGUAGAAAUACCAUUCAUUGGAGUAGAGAAGGAUAGCCAGGAUAUUAAUCACACAGAGGUGCAUGAUACUCACCCAAGUCAGAAAGAGACACUGAUCACAGUCUGUGAUAGUGCUAAUGUGUUAUCAGCUGAAAUGCUAGAAAAAAUAGUUUCAAAGGGAACAGAAUCAGUCAGUCGAUGCCCAACUGUGGAUGAGGUGCUGUAUGGUUACAUCCCCAUUCCUGACAUCUGCAGCGCCUCCUUGGCCAUCUGCGAUGCCGAUGGGGUCAGCAAACCCCUCAGCACUGGGGAAGGUUACAGCAGAUGCCCAACUCCUACAGAAUACGAGCCACCUUUCGUUCCAGGAUUUUCUUAUGUCCAUCACACACCAAACACUGUUUUGUUGCACAAUGCGAAAGACACCAACAGUCCCCGCCUCGAUAGUGGUCUUGCGCUCAUUGAAAAUGAAAAGGAUCAUCAUGAACCAAGUCUUAGUCUCUAUAAAGCUAGGGCUGCUACUGGGUUGCACAAGCUGCAUAAAUCCAGCAACAAUAACACACCAAAUAAUCUGGAAGCCAUUGAUAAUCAGUUCUCUCAAAUAUUGGCUGAUCCUCGCAAGAACCCAAUCGCCACUAGCACACCUCUCAACACUCCCUCAUCUUCUUUAAAGGAAAGAAGCGAUUACGAUCCAUAUUCAAAUAUGCGACUUGCCGCUGUUGAACCAGACCUGCAUGCUCAUUCAAGUCGCCAUUCGCUGCAUAGUUUCUCUUACUCCUUUCCCAACACCCACUGUUCCUUAACAGAGAAAGCUGCCUUCUCUGUGCCAUCAAUCCACCCGGAAGUCCUGUCCAAUGAAACAACAUUAACUGGGAACUUUAGUGAAAUCGCCUUAGAAAGAGAGACUUGUUUGCGUCCUGCCUUAAGUGAGCUCAUCCUACAGUCCACCCGUCUGAGUAUUCCAGCGGGCAGUGGACCUACAGCAGCUUCUCAGAACCUUUCAGUGCACAGUUUUACUCAGCCCCAGCCAAACAGCCAGCAACCUGCCAUGAUUGUGAAUCUCUCCAAGAGUGAGGACAGCAGAGGACAGUACAACUGGGAAGAAGGACCAACAGAUAUUGAUCCUAUGUCUUCAGAUGUCCUAAAAAGCAAACAAACCGAAACCCCUGUCCGCUCAAACACUAAUGCUCACCCUUAUAACACAGAGUAUGCCAGAGAGAUGAGACAGAUUGCGGUUUUGAAAGAUUAUGAGGAUGUUAUGGCUGAUGAGGAUGUUAUGGGUGAAAAUGAGGCGCCUUCUGUAGAUAAAGACAAAAUUGAAUCCAGUUUAGAGACCAAUUGGAUAUCAGAUGACAAACAUUUAAGAAGUAAAUUCCGGUUGAAUAAAACAAGACUUGACUUCAUCAACUCUUUACGCCAGUCUCAGGAAUGGGAGCAAAGGGAAUUUGAUGGGGUUGUGGACUUCAGCAAGCAAGGCAUUUCCUCGUCAGUCACCUUCCAGUCUGAAGAAUCAGACAAAAUACUUUCCCGUAUGGAAGAGAACCAACAGGAGUGGUUAAAGUAUUGUAGGGCUACGAGGAGUGGCAGCCAGAUGGAUAUGACCAAGGAAGAAGACUCCUCAGUGGCAAAGCCACACUUAGUUACCGUUUUGGAUCACAAAGGAAACAGAAUCACCUAUGAAAACUAUCCCGUUUUGAAACCUACAGCAAGCAUGCACACACGGACUGUUCCUGACUCAAACAGACAGGGCUUGAGCAGUUUUCUGGAGUUCUCCAAGAGGUGGGAUGAUACACAUAACGCUGAUGAAUCUGAUCUUACACAGUCAUCUAUGGAUCUGGAGACCCUCAUCUUCUCAGAGAGAAUGAACCAGAUGCUAAAACGUAAGAGUAGUAGCAGCAGCAGGUACAACCGAUCGAGACACCGCAGGUCAAACGUAGAAGAAAGAGCUUCCACCAGUAGCCCGUCUGUGACAGUGCACUUUUCCAGUCUACAGGAGGAUCAGGACGGCUCCGAGGAGCACUGGGAGGCGAUACCGUCACUUGCAGCACAAAAGAUCAGAGUGGAGAUGCCUGAAAGGAUGGCUAUGCCUGAAGAAACAGAUGGAGAACCUCAGCAUCUUAAGAAAUUGUCCUGUACAAAGGGCAGUGAGAUGACGCAUGUAAAAGUUUCAGAUCUGGUUGUGGAUAGUUUCAAGGCGUACCAUGCUAUGAUGACCGAGGUGUGCGCAGGCAAAAAAUACCCAUCCAGAACUGAGAGACUCAAGAGGGAAGAAGCAAAGAGAAACAGUUCGCCAAAGUCUCGAGCUCCAAGCAAAGACUUCUGUGGGCAGAUGAAGGAGGACAUGUAUGACAGCCUGCAUGAUAAUCUGAACUCUGUUGUGAGACAGUCAUGUAAGAACAAAUUCAGGUUCUACAUACUGGUGACAUCAUCUGACCCAUUCUUCAGAGAGACGAAGGAGCUGUUAGAAGCAGAGGGCCACAUUGCGGUAGAACAGUCUCAAUUCUGCCUUGGAAAGGAAAGUCCAUCGUGCCCUCUACACAUCAUCUUAAGGAACGAAGAUAUUGCUGAACACAUUUGUGAGGUCCCUCACUUGCUUGAGUUGAAGAAGUCUCAGAACGUGUUGUUUGCUGGUAUUGACCGUCCUGAUGACAUCGUGAACCUGACCCACCAAGAACUCUUCGGCAAAGGCGGUUUUGUGGUGUUUGAGGGAGCAGCUCUGCACACACUCAGUCUCAGCAACAUGAAGAAAAUGUCUGGUUUCCUGGAGGGACUGAGUAAAAAAGGGAAGUGGAAAUGGCUGUUGCACUACAGAGACAGCCGGAAACUGAAAGAGAACGCACGGUCUAGUGUGGAAGCACAGGGCAAAAAAAUCUUCAUGGAUGUCUGCCAGGAGGCUGGAAUGGUGGAGGUCUUACCCUACCAUGAAUGUGAUGUCAUUUCAAGGGAACGACCCAACUACCUCCACUGUCUCGUUCGCCUACAGGUCCAGAAUGUAUCGGCUCGUUUACCUGUAUUUAUAACUGACACAACGGCAGACAAAGCGUUUGCAAAACAUGGGAUCUUCACAAUGAAUAUUAACUCUUUCCUGCUGAUUUCUCAGAGUGACACAUGCACUAUUUCUUAAGCUGAUGGGGAAGCUGUCCACAGAAGUCCUCAGUACAUCAAAAUGCAAUAACAUUAUAUUUAUAAAGCCAUUUUUUUAGUUGUAACAAAGUUGUCAAAGUGAUUUAAAUCAACCCGACCAAGAGGCCAAUGAGCAGCGGCAAAGAAAUACUCUAAGGAAACCUUCAAACCUCGAGAGGAACCACUCAGGAGGAGGCCCCUUUAAGAAAUAAACAUUUGUAUUCCAAAAUCAACUUUUUAGGGAAUUCUUGGGCGUUCUCUCAGAAGUUUAAUACAUACUGACGAUCUAACCCAGAUCUAAAUAAUUGUAGUGUAAUAAUACAAAAAAAAUACAAUUUUUUUUGUUUUAAUCAAGGCUAAAAACAUUUACUUAGAUCAACGUUUUGGUUCCUUUGUGUAAAUUGCCUUUAAUUUCAUGUAGAUAUAUUUAUUCGUAAUAUUUUUUUUAUAACAGGUAGAUUGUGUAUAGAUUAACAUCUGCUUCAGCAUUAUAUUUCUUCAAUUGUGUAUUUAUAUGUAUGUUUGUAAAGACAUGUAUUGUACUUUUGCGAUAUAAAGAAAUUGAAGUAGUG
Molecule: messenger RNA, 10909 nt
Organism: Salvelinus fontinalis (brook trout)
Lineage: Eukaryota; Metazoa; Chordata; Actinopteri; Salmoniformes; Salmonidae
Exons: 22
Coding region: 373-10338 (3321 amino acids)
Biological process (GO): negative regulation of gene expression, epigenetic
Cellular component (GO): nucleoplasm
Source: RefSeq, a predicted model, not a curated record